GAGUGGAGCUGCUUCUGCUGCAGCAGCAGCCCCGGACCCUGGGAGAAGCCAAACACAUUCACACCUGUAACACAGAGAGGCAGCACUGCAGCAUGUGCAAGAACUACAUAUUCUGUCAAUGAAGGAGCCCAUCAUGAACAGCUUCAGAUGACUUGAACCCUAUUGUCAAUAAAGAUGACUUCCACAACUGAAACCAGAAACACUGCAGUUAGGCAAAAUGGGCACAGUGGUGAAGGCAACUCUCGGGAGAAGAUUUACAAAAAGACACCAUCAUCUGCACUUCAAGGCUCUAUCCAACUUGGAAUAGGAUACGCUGUUGGGAACCUCACAUCAAAACCAGGCAGGGAUGUGCUUAUGCAGGAUUUCUACGUUGUGGAGAGUGUCUUUCUACCAAGCGAAGGAAGUAAUCUUACACCUGCACAUCGCUACCCAGACUUCAGAUUCAAGACGUAUGCUCCGUUAGCAUUCCGCUAUUUCCGAGAACUCUUUGAUAUAAAGCCAGAUGAUUAUUUGUAUUCCUUAUGCAACGAACCGCUGAUUGAACUUUCUAAUCCUGGCGCUAGCGGGUCUUUAUUUUACGUCACAAGUGACGAUGAAUUCAUCAUAAAGACUGUGCAACAUAAAGAAGCAGAAUUUUUACAGAAGCUGUUACCUGGCUAUUACAUGAAUUUAAACCAAAAUCCUCGGACACUUCUGCCAAAAUUUUAUGGCUUGUACUGUAUGCAGUCAGGAGGUACUAACAUAAGAAUUGUAGUUAUGAACAAUGUGUUGCCACGUUCUGUCCGGAUGCAUCAUAAGUACGAUUUGAAGGGUUCAACUUAUAAACGGAGGGCCUCCAGGAAAGAGAGAGAAAAAGAUAUACCCACAUUCAAAGACUUGGACUUUAUACAGGAUACACCAGAUGGCCUAUUUUUUGAUGCUGAGACUUAUAAUGCAUUGAUUAAAACACUUCAGAGGGAUUGUCGGGUAUUGGAAAGUUUCAAAAUCAUGGACUACAGUUUACUGUUGGGAAUUCAUAACUUGGACCUGGCCGUUAAAGAGAAGGAAAAAGAAGCAGAAAAUCUCCAGAUGACCACAGAUGGGAAACGCCUGGGAGUGCAGAAGGUCUUGUAUUCCACAGCUUUGGAAUCUAUACAAGGUGCAACCAAAUCAGGAGAAUCUGUUGGAACAGAUGACAUAAUGGGUGGUAUACCAGCCAAAAAUAAUAAAGGCGAGAGACUUCUACUUUACAUGGCCAUUAUUGACAUUCUACAGUCUUACAGGUUCAUUAAGAAGCUGGAACACUCUUGGAAAGCACUCGUCUAUGAUGGAGACUCAGUUUCAGUCCAUAGACCAGGAUUCUACGCUGACCGCUUUUUAAAGUUUAUGAGUAGUCGAGUAUUUAAGAAGACCCUGUCAUUGCGGCCGUCUCCCUCGAAGAAGGCUCGUAAUUCCAUUCCAGCUAUAAAAUACAUAGGACAAGAAGUUUCAUCCUCUGGAACAAUGCAGGAUACAACUGAGGGAAAGAAUGAGCUGCUAUCUGGAACCAGGAGCUAUUUUAGUCUUGAUGGAGAAGCAAUAGGAUAUCGUAGGCGACCGGACCUGCUCCCCAGCACUACAUCGUUAUAUGAAGCAGCCUCCUUAGCAACAACCCUUUCCUCAACGUCCUUAUUUCUGAAUGAACAGACACCAUCUGAAGGCACUGCAAACUCUUCACACAAGGAGCGUAACCCGACUAGUUCCACUGUUACUUUGGAAGACAGCGCAAUCUGUUUAACAUUGGAGCAAAGUACACUAGACAUGGAAAAUGAUGAUGAUUCUGAAUUUGACAUUCACUUGUAAACGGCAUGAAGGAUUAAUUCAACGUUUGGCAGAAGAAGAGGAAUAUAAAUCCAAGAUGCCCAUUCUUUCACUUGGAAAAGAAGGAUACUUUGUACUUUCCGACUCAUGAAGAAUUCAGAUGGAAAUCCUGUUUAGUAAACAGGAUUGCAUGACCUCUGGCACAUGCCAUAGACUUUUGUGAACUGACAUUAAAUGGCACAGGAUUCACAAGGAACAUUUCAUACCUAAGCAUUAAGUCUGUAUUGCUGCUAUAUGAAUGCAGUUUUAUUCCCCAUUUUUGUGAUUCCACCUGACCAACUGAAGAGAGUUUGUCAUUUCUACUGGUUCUGAAAUUCUACCAGAUUUAUAUUUUGUUACUUCAAUAGUUUUGAUUGCAUACAUUUCAGUGUCUGGCAGUUCAAAAAAAAGUUUUUUCUCAGAUGCCAAAAACACUUAUGCCUGAAGCGUAAUUGUUAACUCUUCUAUUUUGCUAAAUUUCCUAAGAAGCAGUCUUUUAAUCAGCCUCUGGAUAAAAUUGUCUACUUUGUACUUGCAUUGAAUUGCAAUGUUUGCACAUGACUACAUUAAGUUACUCUAGAAUCCCUAGUUUUGCUUACCUGUCAGUUUGAAACAGAAAAAAUGUUUACAGAAAUGUGUGUACUUCAUCUCAAUAUCUAUUUUAAAAAAAUGACAAAAGGUCUAUUUUAAUGAAGUCUUUUGGGGUCGUCUUAAAAGUCUCUGUAAAUAAAUAUCUUUAAAAGUGUGAAGGAGUUUGCUUGAGAGAUGCUUACUAUAACUUAAUGUCCACUUAAAGAAGUAUUGUAUAGAAUUAUUUGACAAAAUUAUCUUCCAAGGUGUAUAGUAUAAACACUUGAAUGGCCUGCUAAAAUUUUUGCUGCAUAUUAUAUCUGUAGGUGGUAUAGGACUUAAGUUUUGCUGCCGUUCUGAAGUAGAAUCAUAUGUUUAAAAAACUUGUAUUCAGAUUAUUUAAAUGUUACACAUUAUUGAGCCUUUAUGUUUAUUUAAAUUAUGUCUUGCUGUAACUUCUCUAUAAGGAAACAACUUAUGAGAAGGGGAUGUGUUUGACAUCCCCUGGUGGACAUUGUUUAGCACUACAGCAUCUGAGCAAACUGAAUUUCGGUUUUGUCGAUCAGGUCUGAACCAAAUAAAAAGCACUUGGAAAGAAAUGACCAGCAAAGAAUUAAUAAAAGCAAGUUGAACUUAA
Molecule: messenger RNA, 3025 nt
Organism: Chiloscyllium plagiosum (whitespotted bambooshark)
Lineage: Eukaryota; Metazoa; Chordata; Chondrichthyes; Orectolobiformes; Hemiscylliidae
Gene: pip5k1ba
Product: phosphatidylinositol-4-phosphate 5-kinase, type I, beta a
Biological process (GO): phosphatidylinositol phosphate biosynthetic process
Cellular component (GO): plasma membrane
Molecular function (GO): 1-phosphatidylinositol-4-phosphate 5-kinase activity
Source: RefSeq, a predicted model, not a curated record